UCCGGGAGCAGGCGUCUGUCUCUUUAAGCGCCAGGGGCUGCUGCGCUCCCGCCCGGGGAGCCCGGAGCCGGAUCUACAAUCCCGUCCCUCCCGCUCCGGCGCUUGUUGCUCGCCGGGUCCGGGCUGGGGCUGCCGCCGCCGGGCAGCGAGGCUCCUUCCUUCGCCGGCUGCUCGCGCGCCGCCUCCCCCGGGCGCAGGCUGGGGGGCAGCAGCAGCCCCAGCAGGAGGGAGGGGUGCGGCGCACGCGGCCGUCGCUUCCCAUCCUCAAGGCUCGGGGCGCCCCGUAGCCGCGGGGGCCAGACAUGCGUCGCUCCCCCCUGCCCAGCGUCGCCGCCGCCCGCGCCCGGAGAGGACGGAUUGCGGAUCCCACACCUGCAAACUCACCCUAGAAGUCUCAAGGUGCGGCUGGGAGGAGGGGUGGGGGGGUCGGUUCCCCAAGGCCGCCUCCUCUCCGCGGGUGAGUUUUCGCAGGUGGUCUCGGCCCCUGUCCGGGGGACCCGUGCCGAUGACCCAGGUGGUGCUUUCGCUUUCUGCCCCCUCGGCCGUGUGAGCGCGUAUCCGCAGCGUGAUGGGUAACCAGGUGGAGAAACUGACCCACCUAAGUUACAAGGAAGUUCCCACGGCCGACCCGACCGGCGUGGACCGGGACGACGGGCCGCGCAUCGGGGUCUCCUACAUCUUCUCCAACGACGACGAGGACGUGGAGCCGCAGCCGCCGCCCCAGGGGCCGGAUGGUGGCGGCGGCGGCGGCGGCGGCGACGGCUUGCCCGAUGGUGGCGACGGGCCGCCGCCGCCGCCGCCGCAGCCCUACGACCCGCGGCUGCACGAGGUGGAGUGUUCCGUGUUCUACCGCGACGAGUGCAUCUACCAGAAGAGCUUCGCGCCCGGCUCGGCGGCGCUCAGCACCUACACGCCCGAGAACCUGCUCAACAAGUGCAAGCCUGGCGACCUGGUGGAGUUCGUGUCGCAGGCGCAGUACCCGCACUGGGCCGUGUACGUGGGCAACUUCCAGGUGGUGCACCUGCACCGGCUGGAGGUGAGCAACAGCUUCCUGACGGACGCGAGCCAGGGCCGGCGCGGCCGCGUGGUGAACGACCUGUACCGCUACAAGCCGCUGAGCCCCGGCGCCGUGGUGCGCAACGCGCUGGCUCACGUGGGCGCCAAGGAGCGCGAGCUGAGCUGGCGCAACUCGGAGAGCUUCGCCGCCUGGUGCCGCUACGGCAAGCGCGAGUUCAAGAUCGGCGGCGAGCUGCGCAUCGGCAAGCAGCCCUACCGGCUGCAGAUCCAGCUCUCGGCGCAGCGCAGCCACACGCUCGAGUUCCAGAGCCUGGAGGACCUGAUCAUGGAGAAGCGGCGCAACGACCAGAUCGGGCGCGCGGCCGUGCUGCAGGAGCUGGCCAUGCACCUGCACCCGGCGGAGCCGGACGAGGGCGACAGCGACGCGGCGCGGACUACGCCGCCUCCCGGGCGCCCCCCUGCGCCCGGCGGGGAGGACGAGGCCCGGGAGGCGGCGGUGCACUGAGCGGCCGAGCUGGGUGCCGAGCCCCUGGGCGGGAGCCCUUUGCAGCCGCAGCAGCAGCAGCAGCAGCAGCAGCAGCAGCAGCUGCCGCCCCCCUCCCCUCCUCUCGCUCCCUCCUCCAGCACCUUCCGGGCCCCAUCUGGGCUCCUGGGCCAUUUGGAGAAAAGGAGAGUUGGCGAAAUGCGCAGCCAGCUGUGGCUUGAGCUCGUUCUCUUGGAUGGAGGAGCAGCAGGAGGGAGCACGUAGGCGCCCUUUAGCCGGGGCACUUCCUGCCCGCCCGCUGGAUCUGGCUCCCUUCAGGAGCUGGGCCGAAAGGUAGACUUGCCCGACGCUUCAUCCUUGCCGGACCUGGGUCCAGACUCGACCCUUCUGAAGCACUCGGGGGUGGAGGAAAGUUCAGAGGACUGGUGCCUGCUGUUGCCUCCUCCUCCCCCCCCGGGCUUGGAGGGGGCCCUGUACUGAAGCCUGAGCAGGUUUGUGGCGGCGCCCAGCUGGCAGAGAGCCAAGCUGCAGAUAGGCGCACCCCCACCUCCACCCCGGGGUGUGUGUGUGGGGGGGGAUGUGGGAGGCUGGGGUGAUUUACUUUUGGGGGAUUCCUGGGGUUGAAGGCUGGAGAGUCCAGGCCCAGGUCUGGGAGCAGCAGGCCACAACCAGAGCAGCCCCCCUGUGAAGUGUGAUGAAUAGUUUCGUGAACUUGGGCUACAAGACAAAGACUUUGCUACCUCCCCCCCCCCCCCCCCCCCCCCAAGUAAUUCAUCUUCUGGAGCUGGCUUCUACUGGAGUCUCCUGCUCCCUCCAAGUAAAUCAUUGUCACGGGCCAGCUUGGGGAAGGAUUCAAUUAUGGUUCUGUUUUGCCGCCUUUGUUUCUCGCCUGCUGUUGUAGGCACUUAGAGCCACGUUGUCAUCAAAGGAGGGAAUAGCCCUUUGUGUCUCUAAUCUAAUUAAACCUGCAUGGUUGUGUUCAUCCGCAGGUCACACAGAGGGUUGGCCGGUGCCACCCCAUAAAGUAUCCACUACAGAAGUAGUCAAAUGGGGUUGCCCUGGCAGGAAUCCCAUCUCCCACUCAUCAUCUGAUCCCCUUCCUCAACAGUGAAGAUAACCCUUUUUUAAACUCUUAAGGCUUUGGUGGUGGGCCUGUGAUUUGAUUUGAUUUGGGUUUUUUUGUUUUGUUUUUUAUUUUUGCCUCUUGGCUGUCCCAUCCCCCUCACUCACUUUUGUUCUGCAGGUGAUAAAAUCUUAGGCUUGAGGUCUAUUCAGUGAUGAGGUGUUUGUUUUGCUAGCCACACCUGAUGCAAUUUAAUCAAGAUGCAAAGUCUUAUUGUGUUGCAGCAGUCUCUUUGUUCCUUGGAGAACCCCCCCCCCUUUCAGAGCGCUCCUGCAAUUGAGAGGGGUGACAGCCAUCACAAAUUAAAUGCCACCUGGUGUAGUCAGCACUGAAUCUGGUGACAGUCCUAAGGCACAGGUUGGUGGCUGUGAGAUCUGUCGGCACCAGUCUGGCCUGUACUCUGAAUCUGCCACUGAUCCUGUUUGCUAUACUGUGGGGCCUCUAGAAAUUUUUACAACCCAUCUCUUGUAUUCAUGAGAGCUCUGGCAUGAUGUGUGCCCUUGAUUUAACGGUGCUGCUGUGCCGCAGAUUGGCAUUGCUAAUGCUGUCUCAAAAGUUGAGUGAAGUUUUCCUUUCCCUUGGGAGUCAUUUGAGAUGACACCGAACAAGUCAUUUUCUGAACAAAUUCUUACAGUAGGAGUGGAAUCCUAUUUGAGCGUCCUAAAAAGCUGUGGCCAUGUUUGGGCCUUCUCCCUGGGGAUUUCUAAGUCACAGCAACAAGACUUGAAGGAUUUCUUUGUAUACUUUUUUUUCAAACCUGGAAGUUGAUGCCAUAAUCUUUAAAAAGCCUAGACCGUCGUCGCACCUCAAUAUGAAAUAAUUGUGGGGGCAUUAGCUAUGUUCCCUGUUCUCACAAGGAUCACCAAACAGGUCCUGUCACAUUGCUAAAGAUGAACCACACUCAGAGCCCUAGUCUGGGACCUUGGAGAAAUGUCAGUCGCCUGGGGGAAAUGUAGCUCUAGUUUCCAUGUGAAAUAAUCUCCCAGCUUCAUGUUUAUAUUCUCUUGUUCGUGGCAAAGCCAAGCAAGGUAAAGGACAUUUAGGAGAACCUCCCACAUCUAACAGAUUUGGAUUUUCUUUUACACUUAACGUGGUGGUUGAAAGACCAGCGUGCAGACACCAAGAGGGGAGAAGAGCAGAACAGCAGAGUCUAGUAGCUCUGGGCUGGCUAGCCAGCCAGCUUUUCCACUUCCCUAUCUGUGUGUCUGCCUCCUUGGCCCUCAAUUGGAAAGUGAAUGUCAUUAGUCACACGGAGGUACAGCAGUGACUGUCGUUACAAAGGAACUGCUUUUUGUGGGAAGUCUCCACUUGAAGAACUCUUGUAAAAUCCGCACCCAUAAACAGUAGCAUUCUGCUUCUAGAGAAGAGGUGGGGGGGUUUUUGUUUUGUUUUUUUGAAAAUGAGCUAGAAGAGGAAAGCCAUCUCCUUUCCAAUGUAAUGCAAGCGUUUUUUUUUUACUGGCUACCAGAGAUGUGAAGUCUGGAACAUGAAGAAUGAUUCCGUUGGAAGUUUCCUUAGGGUUCCCUAGAGCUCUAAAGUAAAGCAACAAUCAACCAAUGAAGGCUCCAAGAAAGGGGACUUCGUCAACUUCCCCUCUUUCCUCAAGGUGGCAGUGUUGUGGAUAAGUGAGUUUUUAAAUGUCCAGGCUAUGGCUACAUCUGGCACUUUAAAAAAGUGAAUAUAUUUAAUAAUUUUUGUUUCUCCUUGGGAAUAAGACUUUAAAACUCUUUUGUACUGUGAAUUACGUAUGUUCUUUGAAAGAAAGAAAUAUCGAUUCUAAUGUUCUUCAGAAGUUGUGGCAGGGAUAAGCAGGACCCCGGACUGGAACAUAUCCUAAAAGUAAUGAAACAAAUUCUAUUUUCUUAUCUGAGCAAAUAUUUUAUUGAGACUGCUCAUGUAUGUCAAAGGAGCCCACAACGUCAGCGACACCAUUUUUUGUAUUGAAAGAACUCCUACUUUUUGUAGCUUUUAUUCCACAUGUGAUUGAAAAUGACUUUAUAGCACUAAAAUGCCUAGCAGAAGACUUGACACCAGACCUUUAAGGAAAUCUUUAGUUUUUAUGAAAAAUGACACUUCAGUGGUUAAACUUCUCGUGUCUUCGGUGUUUCUGGCCCUAAGAGCACCACUAGACAGCACCACAACCACAUGGAAACAUAUUUUUGGAAGCAAAACUUUAAUUUUGUACCACAUAUGCUAUGGAGAGUUAAGAAAAAUUAAUGACUACUUGUUUUCUAUUUUUUUUCCUAACAAAAUCGAAUCCACUGUGUCGAAGACUCUUGAUAUUAUGUGAUCGUCUAACCAUUUUUUAAAAUAAAUUAGAAUAAAAUCUGUGAUCAUGGUCAUCGAAUGGUUUUGUUUGGAAAGUUACAUUUGUGAGAUUUUUUUUUUUUUUUAAGUCAUGGUAACUACAAACUUGACUGGUUAUUCACAUUUUCACUAUGUUUUGUUCUUAGCUGUAAUUCUUGUGCCCCAUGGAGAAUUACAUUUACUAACAUGGUAAAUUCUAUGUGUAUUUUAUUUCCUAGUGAAUUGUGUAAACUAUUUUUGUUGAAGAUUGUAUGUUAAAUCAAUGUUAUGUUCUCAUACCACUUCUUGAGAAGGAGGUUCCGAUUUGAAAUUGUAUCAUUUCCUUCAAAAUGAAGGGCAGUGUUUAGUUAAAAUAAAAGAUCGAUGACAUCUUUUGAACCA
This is a messenger RNA of Canis lupus familiaris (dog), 5312 nucleotides long. It is a transcript of the gene LRATD2, whose product is annotated as LRAT domain containing 2. NCBI's taxonomy places the organism in Eukaryota, Metazoa, Chordata, Mammalia, Carnivora, Canidae. The record is from RefSeq and is a predicted model, not a curated record. The transcript is spliced from 2 exons. The coding region runs from base 569 to 1522 and encodes 317 amino acids.